AUGCAGACCAUUAAAUACAAAUUUUAUCAGAUCAGUCUGCAUGGUGGAAUCUCUGAAUUGUCCUCUUAUCCUCCUAUUUCUGAUGAGAUGAGGCCUCAUCCAAUGGUGAGUAAUUUUUUGACUAAGCUUUGCAAAAUUAUCCCAACAUGGAAGAUAAUACCCACUGAAGACAUCGUUGAUAAAGCCUUCAAAAGCGCGGAACGGAGGAAAGAGGUCCGCAAUAAUCCAUACUGCUACAAAGGCAAGCCACGACUAAAGACAGGCCACGAGCUCGUCAGGGUUAGCGCAGACAUUGAGAGAAACCUAAACCAAGUAUUGUUACCAUUCAUAAUUGUUCACGGUGGAGAUGACACUGUUACAGACCCAUCUGUGAGUCAAUUACUAUAUGAAACUGCUUCGAGCACAGAUAAGACUUUCAAGCUGUAUCCAGGAAUGUGGCAUGCGUUGACAUGUGGUGAGCCUCAGGAGAAUAUUGAUCUUGUGUUCUCAGAUAUAAUUGUGUGGCUUGAUCAGAGAUCAAUGGUGACAAAUCUUAAAUCCGAGUUAGAGCGCAAGGCCGUUCAUGAUCCACAACUCCUAUAUUCAAAAUAUUAGUGUGACACAUGGUGAGUUUGAAAUGGGCUUUGAUGUAAUGAUAUGUUCCUACGCAAAUGAGGCUAUUUGUAUGUGUGCAAUAAAAUGAUUUGUGAAUUGUGACAAUAGCUAUUGAAAUAAAUAGUGAGUAGA
Messenger RNA from Asparagus officinalis (garden asparagus), 726 nucleotides. RefSeq names its product caffeoylshikimate esterase-like. Gene Ontology annotation, molecular function: lipase activity. Gene Ontology annotation, cellular component: membrane. The transcript has 4 exons. Lineage: Eukaryota; Viridiplantae; Streptophyta; Magnoliopsida; Asparagales; Asparagaceae. Bases 1 to 594 code for a protein of 197 amino acids. The record is from RefSeq and is a predicted model, not a curated record.